UCUCAAUAGGGCGAAGAGCAGAGAUCUCUCUGCCGAUUGGACAGACCACUCAGCCAAUCAGUAUGCGGGAAAAUGGAGUCUGCAAGAGUUGGGCAGCUGUGGGCUGUGUCGGAGGAGGUUUAACGUUAGCGCGUUGCUGGGCUGUGUUCGGGAAUCCUGCGGAGCCAGCCUGGCGGCCUGCGUGUAGGGAGCUGAGACUCUAUGGAGGCGACAGCACCUUGUGCACAGCCUGCUAAAGCCAUCAAGCCUAUAGACCAUAAAUCAGUUCACCAGAUCUGUUCAGGACAGGUUGUACUGAAUCUGGGCACUGCGGUGAAGGAGUUGGUGGAAAACAGUGUAGAUGCUGGAGCUACUAAUAUUGACCUAAAGCUUAAAGAUUAUGGAGCAGAUCUUAUAGAAGUUUCAGAUAAUGGUUGUGGAGUAGAAGAAGAAAACUUUGAGGGUUUGACUCUGAAAUAUUAUACUUCCAAGAUACAAGAUUUCUCUGAUCUAAUGCAUGUUGGAACAUUUGGAUUUCGAGGCGAAGCUCUGAGUUCACUGUGUGCGUUAAGUGAUGUUACCAUUUUUACUUGUCACAAAUCUGCAAAGGUUGGAACUCGUCUGGUAUUUGAUCACAAUGGAAAAAUUACUCAGAAAACUCCUUAUCCACGACAGCAGGGAACAACUGUUAGCGUGCAGCAAUUGUUUUAUACCUUGCCAGUGCGGCACAAGGAAUUUCAACGAAAUAUUAAAAAGGAAUAUGCAAAAAUGAUCCAAAUAUUACAAGCGUACUGUAUCAUUUCAACAGGAGUUCGAAUUAACUGCACCAAUCAGGUUGGCCAAGGGAAAAAACACUCAGUGGUGUGUACCACUGGAAGCUGUAGUCUAAAGGAAAACAUUGGAGCAAUAUUUGGCCAAAAACAGUUGCAAAGCCUCAUUCCCUUUGUUCAGCUACCUCCUAGUGAAGCGGUUUGUGAAGAAUAUGGCCUCCACUCCACUGAUAUGCCACAAAAUCUUUAUACUAUUACAGGCUUCGUUUCCCAUUGUGAUCAUGGUGUUGGAAGGAGUACAACAGAUAGACAGUUUUUCUUUGUCAAUCAGCGACCAUGUGACCAAUCAAAGAUUUCCAAAGUUGUGAAUGAAGUUUACCACAUGUACAAUAAGCACCAAUAUCCGUUUAUCGUUCUUAACAUUUGUGUAGAUUCUGAGUGUGUUGACAUCAAUGUAACUCCUGACAAGAGGCAAAUUUUACUGCAACAGGAGAAAGUUUUGCUAGCAAUUUUAAAGACGUCUCUUGUGGGAAUGUUUGGUAGCAAUGUUAACAAACUUAACAUCAAUCAAAAACUUCUGGAUAUUACAGGUAACUUCAAAAAGAUAGUAGCAGAAGAAACAGAAAAGCCCCAGACAGGAGUGCUGCUUGAUUCUGCAGCCCAGAAUCCAAGGGGAGAAGAGAAAAGAGCAAUGACUAUUGUCAGAUUAAGAGAGUCAUUCUCUCUCCAUCAAAUGACAGAGAGCAGUUUUCAGAGCCCUAGCAAUGUCAGAAAGCAACACAACUCCCUGGGGAAGAGAGAACUUAAUACUUCAAGUCCUGUAAAGAGUCAAAAGUCCAUCUCCACCAAGGAGUCUGAACACUGGAGGCAGAUGGACUCAAAUACAUACUCAGUUACUAGCAGAGAUUUGAGGAAGUUAGAAAAUGACACAGAUUCUGGAUGUGGUAGCACCUCUGCAGAGUCAAAUGUUGGCUUUAGUACUCCAGAAGUUGGUAUCUGCCUCAGCAAUGAAAGUGCAGGCAGCUCACCUGAAGAAGAGUUCUUUAUUUCAAAACAGGAGCUUCAAAGUGUAUGUCUUGAAACUGUCAAACUUAGUGAGGAAUCGUUGGAAUGUGAUGCCAAAUUUUCAGGGGCUGAACGUGAAUUGACCCAAAUGGGUGAACAGAAUGAACGGAGUGAGUUACCUCAUCAAGCCAAUAGUUUGCCCCCAAAUGUGAAGCGUUUUAAAAGUGAGCAAGUUAAUUUAAAGGCAGCCAUCUGUCCAGAACUGAGAAAUGCUGAGAACUGUGCAUCAGCACCACAUGUUGAUGUACCAAUUGAAAUUAAAAAGAAAACUGUGCCACUUAAGUUCUCUAUGAGCUCUUUAGCAGAAAGAGUAAAAAGGCUAAUACAGCAGCAACAGAAAAAGGCAGAAACACAGAAUUAUAGAAGAUUUAGAGCAAAGAUUAGCCCCGGAGACAAUAAAACAGCAGAGGAUGAAUUAAGAAAAGAAAUCAGUAAAGAGAUGUUUGCAAAAAUGGAAAUCAUAGGUCAGUUCAAUUUAGGUUUUAUAAUAGCCAAGCUGAACUCUGAUCUCUUCAUAAUUGACCAACAUGCUACUGAUGAAAAAUACAACUUCGAGAUGUUACAACAGCACAACGUUCUCCAAGGUCAGAAGCUGAUAGCGCCACAAAAUCUUAAUUUAACUGCUGUAAAUGAAAUUAUAUUGAUUGAAAACCUGGAGAUAUUUAGAAAAAAUGGGUUUGAUUUUGUCAUUGAUGAAGAUGCUCCUGUAACUGAAAGGGUUAAGUUGAUUUCCUUGCCAACAAGCAAAAAUUGGACUUUUGGUCCACAGGACGUAGAGGAGUUGAUUUUCAUGUUAAGUGAUUGCCCAGGAGUUAUGUGUAGGCCCUCCAGGGUCAGACAGAUGUUUGCUUCUCGAGCUUGUAGAAAAUCUGUGAUGAUUGGAACUGCACUUACUGUAAAUGAGAUGAAGAAAUUGAUCACUCACAUGGGUGAGAUUGAGCAUCCUUGGAACUGUCCCCAUGGAAGGCCAACUAUGAGGCACAUAAUCAAUUUAGAUAUAAUUUCUCAGGAAUAGCAGACCCUUGUGUGUAUUUUAUUAGUGUUUUUUUACUUUUAAUUCAUUGGCAAUGUUAUUAAUCCACUUCUGUUUGAAUUACAGAUUUUAUCAUGGAACUUUUUUUAUUUUGUCAAAGAAGUGACAGUUUUAGCCUCCAUUUUGUAUAUUUAAAUAUUACCUGAACAACACAGGCAUCCUGUAAUCUUUCUUUAUUACUCCUCUAUAAAGACAUAUCAGAUUUUACUUGUAAAUACGUUCCUUUUGUCAUAGCUGGCCUUGCAUAUUACAUUUUUUUUUUUGGCAGCUGAGAUAUUUAAAAAAUAAACUUUUAUAUGGAAGUUCAAGACUUUAGGUGAACACACUUUUUAUAGAGACUGUAUUAUGGUAUGACAAAGUAAAAUUAUAUAUUGUAGGCUAUAGUGCCUCUUGUGUAACAUUUCAAAUAAAUCAUAUUUGUAUAGAUGAAAGUA
This is a messenger RNA of Chelonoidis abingdonii (Abingdon island giant tortoise), 3281 nucleotides long. It is a transcript of the gene PMS2, whose product is annotated as PMS1 homolog 2, mismatch repair system component. Gene Ontology annotation, cellular component: MutLalpha complex. NCBI's taxonomy places the organism in Eukaryota, Metazoa, Chordata, Testudines, Testudinidae. Gene Ontology annotation, molecular function: ATP hydrolysis activity; mismatched DNA binding; ATP binding. The record is from RefSeq and is a predicted model, not a curated record. Gene Ontology annotation, biological process: mismatch repair; somatic hypermutation of immunoglobulin genes.